Messenger RNA from Nicotiana tabacum (common tobacco), 2488 nucleotides. RefSeq lists its product as uncharacterized. Gene Ontology annotation, molecular function: mRNA 5'-triphosphate monophosphatase activity; ATP binding; mRNA guanylyltransferase activity. The record is from RefSeq and is a predicted model, not a curated record. Lineage: Eukaryota; Viridiplantae; Streptophyta; Magnoliopsida; Solanales; Solanaceae. Gene Ontology annotation, biological process: 7-methylguanosine mRNA capping; protein dephosphorylation.
UUACUCCCAAUACAAAUUCAACGCCUUUUCUCCUGCAGACAAUUUUAUAUCCCUUUCCCUCCCUUUGCAACAAAAACCAGUAAGGUCUGCAGUUGUCCUUGACGGCGGCGCAUAGCCGGAGACUUUGGCAUAUGCUCCGUGAAAGGCGUUGAUGGAAGUAGUAGAAGGAGAACAAUUGAAGAAAAGGAAGCAAUUUGGCGAAUAUUCAAUGCACGUCUCUUCCUCUUCUACGCAUAAUAAUUGGCGAUCUCGCUAUUAUAAACCUCGCAAGUUUUUCGACCGUUAUAGCCUACCUUCAGGUUGGUUAUAUUGCCCUCCAUAUGGUGAUAACAUAGGUUUUAUUAUCCCAUCAAAAGUGCCUUUAAGUGAAUCAUUCGACAAGAACAUCCCUCCUGGAGAAAGAUACACCCCAAAAGAAUUAAUCGACAAGCAAAGAUGUUUAGGAAGAGAAAUAGGACUGGUGGUUGAUUUAACAAACACUGACCGUUACUAUCCAGAAUCAGAUUGGACCAGUCAUGAUAUUAGACAUGUUAAGAUUCGAUGCCCGGGACAGGACUCUGUACCUGAUGCUGAAUCUGUAGAUAGAUUUGUUUCUGAGAUCGUGCAAUUUACAUGUCAAGAAUCUCAAGCAAGCAAGUAUGCUGUUGUCCACUGCACUCACGGUCACAACCGAACAGGAUAUAUGAUUGUACAUUUUCUCGUACGUAAUCAGUCAGUUAGUGUUAGUGAGGCAAUAGCAAUAUUUUCCCGAGCACGCCCUCCUGGAAUUUACAGACAGAAGUAUGUUGAAGCAUUAUAUGACUUUUAUUUGCAAGCAAAGCCUGAACCUCUCGUUUGUCCCCAAACUCCAGAAUGGAAGAGAGAUGCUGAUCAAGAUAAUGAUGCUGUUGCUUCUUCUUCUGGGAAUCUUACAAAAGCAGGAGCUAUGUCAGAUGCAGAUUUUGGGGGCGAACCUAUCCCAUUUGCAGAGGUUCAGAGGAUGAAGAACUUCUGCUAUCAAGUGCUUAAUUUGCAUGUACAGGCUCCAGCAAGGAGUAAUACCCGAAGUCCAGGAUCACACUCGGUCUCUCUCAACAGGGACAAAUUGCAUCUUUUGAGCCAGCAACUCUACCAUGUCACCUGGAGUGCUGAGGGGCCACGAUACAUGAUGCUAAUAGAUAGAGAGGGUUGUUAUUUGAUUGAUACACAGUUCUAUUUCAGGAAGGUUCAGUUGCGGUUUCCUUGCAAAUAUAUCUAUCAGGGUAGAGCUGACGUUACUCAUCGCUACACGUUACUUGAUGGUGAAAUGGUUACUGAGACUGAGCCAGAGACACAAGUGAAGAGGACUAUUUACCUCAUUUAUGAUAUGAUAGCAAUUGAUGAAUCCUCUGUUUCAGAGCUACCUUUCCACCAUAGGUUAAUGCUAAUUGAAGACGAGGUGAUCCGACCCCGAAACUUCGAACGUGAAUUCUUAUUCACAUGUGUAAAUCCAUACUACCAAUAUGACAUGGAACCAUUUGAAGUGAGGAGGAAGGAUUUCUAUUUGAUGUCUGCAGCUUCUAAGCUGAUCAAAGAUAUAACGCCAAGUCUUCCACAUUCAACUGAUGGUCUUAUCUUUCAGGCCUGGAAUGCAACUUAUGUGCCUUGUGAACAUGAUGGGCGCCUGAAAUGGAAAUAUCCCGGAAAGAAUACUGUUGAUUUUCUCUUUGAGGUGGGAGUCGACGGUAGCAAUUUGCUUUAUCUGCAAGAACACGGAAACAAGAAACUAAUUGAAGGUUGCAGAGUCAUGUUUAAAGAUGGGUCUGACUUGUCUCUGUACUCGGGUAGGAUAAUAGAGUGUUCCUGGAACGCUCAUGAAAAUGCUUGGAUCUUUGUGCGGAUCCAAACAGACAAAUCAAACCCAGAUCAUAUUAGUGUCUACGAGGAGGCAAAGCACAGCAUAGAGGGCAAUCUUACAGAGGGUAUCUUGUUAGAUGAGAUUGAUAAAGUAGCAGGUUUACCUAUAUACACUGACUGGGUAAAACGACACAGUGGAUCUUCUUUUAGAAAUGUAUGGAGAAGGCAUUGAGGGAUUUUCUGCUGUUCUUUUCUUUUUCACCAUUGAGGGAUUGAGGUGAGAGGUGAGAGGCGGCGGAGGUUUUAGUCACAAUUAAAAAUGGCUGCAGGUUUUUUGCAAUUACCAUUCAUCAUUCAGGUGGAUUCUUUUUCUCAUUUACUGAUUUUCCAAGUUCAAAGAGUGAUCAUUUAGGGCGUAUCUGGGUUAUGGUGGAGGCAAGAGCUGGGCAUACAAAUUUUCAUUUGCUCAGUCCAUCAGAGCAUCAGAGCGCUGGGGAAUGUAAAGACAAUAUCAAAUUAGAGGUCUAGGUGAUGUUUGGAAAAUUUCCUCGGAAAGUUAGUGUAAAAUAGUAUCAUCUUUUCCUUUUAAACUUAUCACUCGAAGUGGAAGCUUGAUUGUCUAUGCAGGAGCUGUGAUCUUGAAAUGAAAUAUACCUGUUGUUUUCUUUGCACA